GAGACCGCUGACCCUAGACGAUGUUCUAUUGUUACAGUUCGGUCAAGCACCUCGGGAGGCUCUGGUACAGCGGACGAGAAUCACGCCGAUUGGCUUCGAAGCAUCCGUAGCUAUGGACGACAUUUUCGCCGCUAUUGCUAGAGACACAAUCAACUUCGGCCCAACGGAUGAUGUGAAAUGGCGAGACAUGUACACGCCCUUGUACCCUCCUGUUCCAGAGGACAUCAGCGUAUAUCGUGACCAGCGGUACGGCCCGGCAGAGAGGAAUCUGCUCGAUGUUUUUGUUCCGUCGGGCGAUGGAACAGAGAAGCCGGUGCUCGUCUACAUCCAUGGGGGCGGCUUCUUCUCUGGAGACAAGCAAUGGAAUGAAAGGGUCUACUCGAAUGUUGGAUACCAUUUCGCACAAAAGGAAACCAUUACCGUUGUGGCGAAUCAUCGGCUAGUUCCCGACGUUCAGUACCCCGGCGGCGCGGAUGAUAUGCAACUCAUCCGCCAGUGGGUGUUUGAUAACAUUUCAUCUCACAAGUUUGGCCGAGGGUCAACACAGAAAGUGUUCCUUUUUGGUCAUUCAUCGGGAGGCGCUCACCUCUGCAUGAACCUCUUCGCUGCAGGUGACAAGCAAAGGGCUCCACAGGAGCCUCUGUCUCCGCCAGUGGCCGGUCUGAUCCUCAUCGAUGUCCCGUUUUGGUAUGACCGACGAAAGCCUGUGCGUGCAAAGACACUGAGAAAUUAUUACGGGUCUGACGAAGAAGAUGUCUGGGGACCGAAGUCAGCCCUAGGCUUGUUCGAGAGCCUUCCAGACGAGUCGCCCGUUCUGUAAGCCUGUCCGCGCCACGAUAUUUUGAGCCUUCUUAUUGGGCUAACAACAUCUCAGGGACUCUAGAAGAUUCCCAAUAU
Molecule: messenger RNA, 897 nt
Organism: Microdochium trichocladiopsis
Lineage: Eukaryota; Fungi; Ascomycota; Sordariomycetes; Xylariales; Microdochiaceae
Product: Alpha/Beta hydrolase protein
Exons: 5
Coding region: 113-820 (235 amino acids)
Source: RefSeq, a predicted model, not a curated record